Molecule: messenger RNA, 405 nt
Organism: Rosa chinensis
Lineage: Eukaryota; Viridiplantae; Streptophyta; Magnoliopsida; Rosales; Rosaceae
Product: pentatricopeptide repeat-containing protein At1g11900
Exons: 1
Coding region: 1-405 (134 amino acids)
Molecular function (GO): protein binding
Source: RefSeq, a predicted model, not a curated record
AUGUACACAUACAACACUGUUCUUGAGGUAUUGGGCCGGGCGGGUCGGACAGGUGAGAUGCUGGGGCUGUUUGGGGAAAUGAAGGAAGCUGGGAUUGACCCGGAUUUGGUUUCUUACAAUACAGUGAUAAACCAUGUGAGGAAGUUUGGGGAAGUUGAUAUGUGCUUGUUGUAUUUCAAGGAAAUGUGUGAAAAGGGUGUUCAGCCUGAUUUGCUUCCUUACACUGCAGUCAUUGAUGGGUUGGGGAGGUCAGGAAGCAUUGAGGAGUCGUUGAAGUUGUUUGGUGAGAUGAAGGAGAGGAGGAUUCGGCCUUCGUUGUAUCUUUAUAGAGCAGUGAUUAGUAAUUUGAAGAAGAUGGGGAAGGUGGAGAUGGCGGCGAGUUUUAUGGAGGAGAUGAAUUCGUGA